Messenger RNA from Dichomitus squalens LYAD-421 SS1, 2415 nucleotides. RefSeq names its product ATP-dependent metallopeptidase Hfl. Bases 1 to 2415 code for a protein of 804 amino acids. Gene Ontology annotation, molecular function: ATP hydrolysis activity; zinc ion binding; ATP-dependent peptidase activity. The transcript is spliced from 4 exons. Gene Ontology annotation, biological process: mitochondrial protein processing; protein-containing complex assembly. The record is from RefSeq and is a predicted model, not a curated record. Gene Ontology annotation, cellular component: m-AAA complex; membrane. Lineage: Eukaryota; Fungi; Basidiomycota; Agaricomycetes; Polyporales; Polyporaceae.
AUGCUUUCUAGGUCUCUUCGAGCUCGCGCGGCCGUGCUCACACGCAGACGGGCUGCGCCCGCACUCGUACCCGCACGAUUUUCCCGCUUCUACGCUACGCCAUCCGAUAGCCAGCCCACACCAGACCAGAAGCCUCCGGCAGACUCCAAGUCCCCGGAGGAGAGCGCGAAGGACAAGGAGGGCCAGGUUGAGAAUAAGCAGGCAGAGGGGAAGGAUGUUCAACCAAAGGAGGAACCGCUGAAGGGUCUUGAAGGAUUCUUUCAGCGGUACCACCAGCAACAGCAGGCCGCAAAGAGAGAGUCCACUCACCAGAAGGACGGAGGAAACGAGCACAGUCAGGGGCGUCAGGAGGGCAGGCGUAACAAGCAGGAGAAUCCGAACGCGAACAACCCCUUCAACCCCAACCAGCUUGCGCUCCUUGCCACCACCGCGGCCAUCUUCUUCGCUCUCUCCUCGAGUUCUUACCCCUCGGCUCGCGAGAUAACCUGGCAGGAGUUCCGCACAGCGUUCCUCGACAAGGGCCUCGUCGACUCCCUCACCGUUGUGAAUCGCUCCAAGGUUCGAGUCAAGCUUCACUCCAAUGCUACAGGGACCAUGUACCCGACUGCGCCAUCUGGUGGAGGCGAGUACUACUUCUCCAUCGGUUCGGUGGAGGCCUUCGAGCGGAAGCUGGACGAGGCGCAGAACGAGCUGGGCAUCCCUUCGCACGAACGCAUACCCGUGUCUUACCACGAGGAGGUUUCCACAUUCAACUACCUCGUCAGCUUCGGCCCUACCCUCCUCUUUGCCGGUAUCAUGAUCUGGCUAUCGCGACGUGCAGGCGGCGGGGCAGGAGGUGGUGGUGGCAUCUUCAGCGUUGGCAAGAGCAAAGCUCGCAUGUUCAACAACGAGACGGACGUCAGGGUUCGCUUUGCCGACAUCGCCGGCAUGGACGAGGCUAAGGUCGAGAUCAUGGAGUUCGUCUCUUUCCUCAAGGAGCCCGCCCGCUACGAGCGACUCGGUGCCAAGAUCCCUCGUGGUGCCAUUCUUUCCGGUCCUCCUGGUACCGGUAAGACCUUGCUCGCAAAGGCUACUGCAGGCGAGGCUGGGGUUCCCUUCUAUUCCGUGUCCGGCUCCGAGUUUGUCGAGCUCUUUGUCGGCGUCGGUUCUUCCCGUGUACGCGACCUCUUCGCUACUGCGAAGAAGAAUGCCCCCUCGAUCAUCUUCAUUGACGAGAUCGACGCCAUUGGCAAGUCUCGUGGAAAGGGCAAGGGCAUCGGCGGCAACGACGAGCGCGAGCAAACGUUGAACCAGCUGCUUGUGGAGAUGGAUGGAUUUGGCACCCAGGAACACGUUGUCGUCCUCGCGGGUACUAAUCGGCCCGACGUUCUCGACUCUGCCUUGAUGCGUCCCGGUCGUUUCGACAGGCACAUCACCAUCGACCGUCCCGACGUCGUAGGAAGGAAGGGCAUCUUCAUGGUCCACCUGAAGCCUCUUCGCCUCGCAAGCACGCUUCCCGAGGUGGGGAAGUUUGCCGAGAAGCUUGCUGUGCUUACACCCGGUUUCUCGGGUGCCGACGUCGCGAACGUGUGUAACGAGGCGGCCUUGCACGCGGCGCGCGUCGGCCACGACUCUGUUACGGAAGACGAUUUCGAGGCGGCCAUUGAGCGUGUCAUCGUCGGCCUGGAGCGGAAGAGCAGGCUGCUUAGCCCCGAAGAGAAGAAGACGGUUGCCUACCAUGAAGCCGGCCACGCUAUCUGUGGUUGGUUCCUGGAGCACGCGGACCCUCUUCUCAAAGUUAGCAUCAUCCCUCGCGGUGUUGGCGCUCUUGGUUAUGCCAAGUACCUGCCUCCUGAUCGGUACCUGCUCUCAACACCGCAGAUGCUCGACAGGAUAUGCAUGACCCUAGGCGGUCGUGUAUCCGAAGAGAUUUUUUUCGGCCACGAGAAUGUCACAACCGGUGCCCAGGACGAUCUCCAGAAGAUCACUAGGAUCGCUUUCGAAGCCGUGGCCAACUACGGUAUGAACGAUGUUGUCGGCCCCGUCAGCUACGGCGGCGCAAAUGCAACGCAAGAGUCAUUGGUCAAGCCUUUCAGCGAGAAGACCGCUGAGAUGCUUGAUGAGCAAGUGCGGAAGAUGAUUGUCCAUGCACAUCGGCGCACGACAGAACUUCUCACAGAGCACAAAGAUGAUGUUGAGAAGGUCGCGAAGUUGCUCCUGGAGAAGGAGGUUAUCACUCGCGAGGACAUGAUUGCCCUCCUUGGCCCUAGGCCAUUUGCCAACCGUAAGGAUGCAAUGGACAAAUGGUUAGAGGAGAAUAGCCAAGAGCGUAGUGCACCACCACCGCUAGAGACCGUCGAGCCCACCGUUGCCCCGGAGGACCCUUCGCCUACUCCUGCACCCGCGGCGAAGCGGAUAGACGAUGCGCCUCUGUAG